Molecule: messenger RNA, 2190 nt
Organism: Hansenula anomala
Lineage: Eukaryota; Fungi; Ascomycota; Saccharomycetes; Phaffomycetales; Wickerhamomycetaceae
Gene: DDL1
Product: putative carboxylic ester hydrolase
Exons: 2
Coding region: 1-2190 (729 amino acids)
Cellular component (GO): cytoplasm
Molecular function (GO): glycerophospholipase activity; metal ion binding
Source: RefSeq, a predicted model, not a curated record
AUGCUAUUUCGAAGCCUGGUGAUUGAUCAAUCAGCAAUCUUGAAAAGGAUACCCCAUGUGUCAACAUCAACCACAACAACAUCCAAAAGACAUUUCACAUUUAUCAAGAAGAAAAACUUCCCAGGAUUAGGAAACAUCAAAGAAGAGGAACAAAAUCAAUCCCAAAUAUCAACUAAAGAUGAAAAGCUUCAGCCAUAUAAACCGAAAAUACCGCCUUUGAAACCAAGAUGGUUCUAUGCUACAGAUAACCCAAUAUCGAUGCCCAAAGAGUAUGAAUAUGUUAAAAAGGAAGAUCCAAAGAAAUUUUCAGCUUUUUCAGAGUUUGAUUCAGAGAGAAUUGAAAAGAAAUACCAACACUUGGCUAAACAACUUCAUAAUGAUGGUGAAUUGAAAGACACGGAUAAAUAUAAAGUGCCCGUUAAUGAAGAUUAUCUAUUUGAGGUUGACCUUUUGGAGAAAAAAAUGUAUCCGGUUUAUUGGGAAGGUGCAGUUUAUGAAAUUCGCCGAGGUUUAUGGUUUAAUUCUGAUGGUUAUCCUUUACGUGAAGAACUUUCUGAAGAACUAGAGAAGGGUUAUGCUAAACUAAAACCAUUUGCAAAAAAGAUUAAGAACAAUAAAGAAAAGGAUGAUGAUGCUGAAGUUAAUCUCGAAAAUGAGCAUGGUCAAAGAGAUAUUUAUAAAUUGGAUGGUUUCAAAGAAGGUAAAUUGGUUGUUUACAGUGAAGAUAAGACUGCUUAUAUUUUAAAUGAGCUAUAUGGCGGGAAAUUACAAGUUGGUUAUUUGAAAGGUUUACAAAAUGGGCCUGCGUUAGGGGCUAGUCGAGUUACAAGAGGAUUUAGUGGAUCAAGUGAUACUGAGACCAAACCUGAAAGAUCUUCAUUAUCAAGUAUUUUUGAAUUGGAGUUAUCACAAAUGUUUGGUGAAAAGACUAAAACAAACACCGCUAAAUCAGACCAUGAAAAUACAAAACAAGCAAUGGAGAUCGAAAUUGAACAAGAUUAUGACAAUGAAGAAGUUGAAGAUGGUACCACGUCUAAAGGUAGAGAAGUUGAUCAUUUAAUAUUUUGUAUUCAUGGGAUUGGUCAAACUUUGGGUACAAAAUUUCAAGGAGUUAACUUCAUUCACACUGUGAAUGUUUUAAGAAAAAACAUCAAAAAGGUUUAUGAACAAAACAAGGAUUUCCAAAAAUUGCUCAAUAAUGAUAAAAAUUGUCGAAUUCAAGUGUUGCCUAUUUCAUGGAGACAUAAAAUUGAUUUCUCCACUCAUAAACCAUCAGAAGAUCGUGAUGAACAUGGUAACCAUAGAUUACCAACUUUGAAUGAUAUCACUGUCGAAGAAAUGAAACCAUUAAGAAACUUAUUAGGUUCAGUGUUGCUUGAUGUGCUAUUAUAUUAUGAACCAAGAUACUUGAAUCAAAUUUUAGAUGAAGUCACCACACAAGCAAAUGACUUAUACCAUUUAUUCAAAAAGAGAAAUCCGUCAUUUAAUGGUAAAAUCAGUAUUAUUGGACAUUCAUUAGGUUCUGCAAUCGGGUUUGAUAUAUUAUCAAUGCAACCAAAACAACCAAUUCCUAAAGAUCAGCAAGAUAAACCAAGUAGAUAUUUAGACUUCAAAGUUGACAACUAUUUUGCAUUAGGCUCUCCAGUUGGAGUUUUCAACUUGUUGAAAUUGAAAAACAUUGGAUCUACGGAAUUGAAUGGCUCUUCAAAUGAUAAAAUGUCAGUUCCAAGAUGUGAUAAUUUAUACAACGUUUUCCAUCCGUGCGAUCCAGUUGGUUAUAGAAUUGAACCUUUGAUCUCACCAGAAUUCAAAAACUUUCAACCAGAAUCUGUUCCCUUCUUGAUUGAAGAUUUCAACAAACAGUUAGCAUCAUGGGCUGAACUCAGUGAAAGUCUGAUCCCUGAUGCUUUAAAAGAUGAUGAACAAGAUAAAAGCGUUCAAUUGAAGCAAGCAAAGCUUACAGAUGAACAACUGGCAAAGUUAUCAAGCUUGAAUUAUAAUGGUAGAGUUGACUAUGAAUUGAAACAAGGGUAUUUUGACUUGACAAUUAUUUCAUCAAUAAGUGCACAUGUUAGUUAUUUUGAGGAUGAAAACAUUGCAGGGUUUAUACUAAAAGAAGUAUUGGCAAAACAUGAAAAAGUCAAAGAAAAGACUGCAAAAGUCAGAGUUGAAAAGAAACAAAGCAAUUAA